Messenger RNA from Penicillium paradoxum, 2085 nucleotides. RefSeq lists its product as uncharacterized. The record is from RefSeq and is a predicted model, not a curated record. NCBI's taxonomy places the organism in Eukaryota, Fungi, Ascomycota, Eurotiomycetes, Eurotiales, Aspergillaceae. The coding region runs from base 1 to 2085 and encodes 694 amino acids. The transcript has a single exon.
AUGGAGUCUCCAACGCGUCCCAUCCUCAGCCCUUCAAAAGCGCUCCAUCCGGUCUCACCGGAUCGCAUGAAUCAACAAAGCAUACCUACCUCGCCCUCACUACCGGCUGAUCUUCUCACAUUACACCAUAAGAGCACCCGAGGCGUCUCGGAAGUUCAGGCCAAAGUGGCCUUCCUGAAUGGUCUCUCUCGAGGCAGUCCUGCCAGCUCCUCUGCCAACAAUGCCGCUCUGCAAAGGGCUCUCAUGGGGCGCGAGGAAGCCGAGUCAGCCCUAGCAAACGCUCAAGAAGACUUGUCUGAAGCCCAAACACGAGAGCGCCGAAUCAGCGAACGCCUCGAAUCAUUGAUAGAAGAGCUACACGGAUCGAAAGAACGCCAGGCCCAUGAACGAUCGAUUUUCGAAAAGGAAAUCCGCAAGGCUCGCAAAGAGGCCUUCCGAGCUGGAUCGAAUGUGGUAAAACUUCAGGAAGAACUGAAACACUCGAAGUCAGAAGUCAAAGCGCUGAAAGAAGAAGUGGGAGCAGAACGUGAUGAGAAGGAAAAGGCCAGACAGGAGGCAUUCGAACGCGCCUAUGCUCUCGCCGGUCUCACAGAAGAACUCGAGGUCCUGAAAGAAAAAUUCCGUGCUCUCGAAGCCGAGAACCACUCAAGUACUCUUGAGGUCCGCGCUCAUGAGAUUCAGAAAGAGGACUUCGGCAGAAUCUCAUUAGCAGAGGGCGACCUGGCAUUCUUGAACACUCCGCGGAGGCCGAAACGCGCCGCUGCAGGAUCCAUUCUAUCUCCCGCUCCAGCCCACGAAGAAGAACACGCAGAAGCCACUCCUCCUAAGCGCCCGCGUUUGUCAGACUGUGGACCAAAGCCGGAGAGCGAACAACCUGAACCCGAACAGGCUCCUGCGGAGGUGGACGAAGACGCAUUGGACACAUUGGAGGAGAUCAAAGAAGAGCUUGACUACGAGCGCCGUCGCAGAGUAGAAGCGGAGGAGAUGGUGCAUUUCCUGAACAUCGAGUGCCAGUUCGAACGCUGUUCUUGCCGGAUUGCCGAAAGCCAGGGCCGUCGGUACAUCUACGAUGCUGAUUAUUAUAACAAAAUCCAAAAGCCUCAAAUUGAGGCCGAGGAAAGAGCCCGUGCUGAGCAGGCCCGCGUUCAAGAACCUAGUGUGCACCAAGUCCAUUCUCAUCCAGCUACAACCCCCGAAGCCAGCCCUCCCCCUCCACCACCUCCCGCUCACCGGUCUCCUGUCCACCCAUCCCCUGUUCACCAGGAUCCAACUCCCACUUCCCGGGUGCCCUCUCCUGAGCCAAGCAUCCACCAAGAAGAACCCGAGCCAAGUCGAACCCCUCUGGCUGCGCCGCCUGUGCCUGUCCACCAACGCAACCCAUCCAAUGUGAAGCCCGAGCCUAAGGAUAUUCCCAAGAUGCAGAUGCCAGCAGAGCCUCUGGUUACGUUUUCGCCUGAGACUGGUACAUUCACGGCAUUCCCAUCUCCUCUCCGAGACAACGUCAGGCCUUUGCGUUUGGAUUUCUACAACACACCUGAUCUCGCCGAACCUCAGCCCAAUAUGCAUGUAGGCUGUACUGAUAAGUCUGCAUCACCCGAUCAGCAGAUUGACUCGUUCACCCCUUCUGGAGAGCCCGCUCCCAUUAGAAUGGCCCGGGCUCCUCCGGCAGAUGGCGUCGUCAAACACCAAUAUGCAUCACUAUCCGCGGAAGCAAAACCGUCAAGACGCGUCGAGAGAGAACCCCAAGGACAUCGUCAGGCCAUCAACCCCCCAAAGAGGGCCCCCUCUCGACAAGAGCCACACUCACAACGCACCUCACACCCCGGCGUUCCCGAUGUACCGAUUGAUCGCGAGCAAGCACUCGCUGCGAUCAGAGCACGACGAGGUCGCACACACAGCAAGCAAAGAUCAGUCAGUGCCAGCGAAGCUGGCCGCGCAGCUCGCAUCUCGGCCGGAUCCAACCCAGCCUCUUCUCGGGGACCUCGACGCGUUCCGAACCCCAGUCUUCGGGCUGAUUCGAAAAGCGAGGGUGAACUUGGUGAACGCCGGGAUAUGAGUGCUCCUGUUCGGAUGUUCCGACGUUAA